AUGGAGCACUCUGCCGCCUUCGAUGCCGUGAUGGCGGAUGACGGGGGAAUCACUCCCUCGUUCAGUGACUUGCUUGGCGACGGAUCUCCCGCCGCUAAGAAGGUGUGCGUCGCCGCCACCUCUUCUUCUUCCAAGCUUCCCAACCCGGCAGCCGCUCCCGCUCCUGCGGUUAACGUCGAGGUUUCCUCUGCUCCCACGCUGGGUGCUCCAGACCGUCGUUACCGUCGUCUCUGUGCUCAGCGCGACACUGUCGGUGAGACCGUGGAGGAGGUUGAUCGCGAUCUUGACUCCCUCGUUGCUAUCAUUUUCCCCGAGCAUCUUGCUGCGCAUCGCAAGGACAUUGUCUCAUGCAUUAAGAAGUCGCUGCGUCGCACUGACUACCGGAACCGUCAGGUCCCUGCCUUUAAGUCCCUGGCCGGUGAUAACCUCAAGGUCGGCAAGAACACUUACGCUUGCCAGGUCUUCCAGCGGCCCAAUCGAGAGAUUGCCGAGAUCUUCCGCUCCCGGCUCCCGAUCACCUUUGCGCCGCCGCAUGGCCCAUCCGUUGAGCUCAAGGCUUUCAUCGACCCGUCCCCGGAGUUCACGGCGGCCAAGGCCCGUGGCGAGCCAUUCCUCAACAUUCGUAACAUCCCCCUGGGCUACUCCGAGGAAACGAUUCACUCCAUCCUGGCGAACGGCAAGAACCGCGCAGGCCAGAAGUGGCUUGCCGAUCUGCUCCACUUCCACACCGCGUAUGACCCGUACGAGGAGACUUUUCAGACUCAGAUGUUCGGUAUCCCUGUUCCCAUGCUCGGGGACUCCAACUUCAGCGUCACCCCACCGGUGAUCUGGCUCCCGAACGUGCGGGAGCCGCUGCUUGUUAACCUGUCGUGCCACUCCUGUGGUAUCUGCUCCAGCAAUCACCGCACGAGCGACCACCACGUGUUCCCGACGCAGCGUCGGAGCAAGAUCAACAAUCCGUUUGCGGUCUCCGUCUCACAGCUGCAAAACAUUAAUGCGUCCCAAGCGGUUUCACCUCUUCCCCCCUCUACCUCUCUGGUUUCCUUCUCCCACGACAGGCAAAGCUCUCGGUCAGACGCGGCCGUCAACCAGUUCAAGCAGGACCCUGGUCUCUUUUUCAUUGGUCUCGACAGCGAGGUCGAGGCCUGGACCUGCGCGGCUUGCGAUUUUGUCAGCGGUUGGACGAUCGACACUGCUCUCUCUCACAGCGUCGAGAUGCAGCACCUUCGCCGCAUCAGGCAGACCUCCUGCCCCCUUUUCAAGGAGGAAUUCGGGGACAUGAAGGCCCACGACUUCCUGAAGAACGACAUUUUGGAGAAAUUUCUUGCCGAGGAGUAA
This is a messenger RNA of Closterium sp. Naga37s-1, 1338 nucleotides long. The record is from the annotation of a GenBank genome assembly. NCBI's taxonomy places the organism in Eukaryota, Viridiplantae, Streptophyta, Zygnematophyceae, Desmidiales, Closteriaceae.